AUGUCGAGGCCCUCGAGGCCGUAUCGCCCUCGACCACCAUCAGCGUACUCUCCUUCGGCAGCCCCAUCGUUCGUUUCCCAUGCAUCGCGCCCAUCGCUGUCGCGGUCCUCGUACCCGUCCUUCCUCUCUCUCUAUGAAACGGCCCGCGUGCAGCUCGCGUGUGCUGCACAAGGCCUUCUCGACGCAUUCCGCUGGGAUAUCGUAGUUCGCCUCGUUGCAAGCGACGCCGAGAUCCGCGCAAACGUGUCCAAGUCCAUGCUCCUCAAUUCCAUAUCGCUCGCAUCUAUCUAUGUAUUUGAGCUCCUCCUCUUCCCCCUGGCCCGAGACCAGCGGAAAUGGCUACACCGGAACGUCGGCUGGGCGUACCAAGUGCUCUGGCUGCUUCCGGUCGUCGGCGUGUCGUUGUACCUCAAUAGUACGUUCUGCACGCUGAUCGCGAAGCGCACCUUCGUGUUGCAGCAUGGAUCGCGUGCCGCCGCCGCCGCCGCCGCAACAUACACCGGCAUGUUGAACGCACUCGCGACAUCGGCAUACGGCGCCAUCAUGGUCGUUACAUCGCUCGUUGUCUCGUUCGCGCUGGGGUACAUCCCCGUCCUCGGCCCGUGGCUCGGGUUUACGUUCGCGUGCUGGGUCGAUGCAUAUUAUUGCUUCGAUUUCGUCUGGAUCGCCCGCGGGCUCUCGCUUUCUCGGAGGAUUCGACAUCUGGAGGAACGCUGGGCCUAUUAUUUCGCCUUCGGUCUGCCUAUCGCUGCGCUUUGCAUGUGGGGCGGCAGCCUCGCGAAUGCAGCAUUGUUCGCUCUCCUAUGGCCUUCAUUCAUCAUCAUGGCGAUGCACGCUCGCCCGGUUCCUCUCGACCCCUUUAACCCCGCAUGGCCGCGCGCGCACGGCGAGCAGGAAGCCGAGAUUCGGCACCCGUCGCCGUUCGUGCCCAUCCGGCUGCCGAUCUUUGCGCCUGUGCUGUGGUUAAACGACGGGAUCGCACGCGCUCUCAGCGUCGGUGGUGGGGCAGGUGCCAGACACAGGCGAGUGUCGAGUGACAGUGCAGAGAGUGUCGAGGAGGGCGCGGCAGUGCAGAUGGGUAUGGUCGGUGGUGCGCCAGUUGGGUCUGUAAGGACGCGGACGCGCGUGGGGAGUGGGGCAUAUGCCCCUAGCAGACGGAAGUUUGAUUGA
Messenger RNA from Sparassis crispa, 1170 nucleotides. RefSeq lists its product as hypothetical. Gene Ontology annotation, biological process: macroautophagy. Gene Ontology annotation, cellular component: endoplasmic reticulum. The transcript has 7 exons. The coding region runs from base 1 to 1170 and encodes 389 amino acids. Lineage: Eukaryota; Fungi; Basidiomycota; Agaricomycetes; Polyporales; Sparassidaceae. The record is from RefSeq and is a predicted model, not a curated record.